ACUGCUAGUGGUGUUCCUGAAGUUACAGUGAUUGUCUGCACUGGUAAUCAACCUGGGUCUUCUUUGCAGUGUUCUUUUAAUGGAGGACAGCUUCACUCGUGCAAUGUACCUAUGGUACUGAGUAUAAUUGUCAGUCCUCCUGGUAAUCAUUCUGUGAGGAUUGUAAGCAGCACUGGAGAAGGAAGUAUUGUAUCAUAUAGCAUCACUACUGCUGAUCCAGUUACUGCAUUCUUACCACCCUUGGAGGUCAUUCUAAGCGGUGGUUCACCUCUUGUGACUGAGAGCUCCGUGGAGGCAGUGUUUGUAACCACCAGACCAGUGACUGGUGUGAGGUGCUUCCUCAGAUAUGAGAACCACAAUGACUACAAAGACUGUUCUUCUGGCAGAGUGUCCUUUACGGAUCUGAGCCCUGGAGAGUAUGUUCUGAAGAUCUAUGCCUAUAAUCAACAAAGUGACAGUGCCACUGCUAAGAUAGUGGUCACAAUCUAACUGGAGGAUAUUAUAGUGAACCUAGACUAGUGUAGUGAACCUAGACUAUAGUGGAAACUGUAGGCUUGUAGCUAAAACUCUUUCUAACGUAAAUGUGUGUUUAUAACUGCCGGCUGAAGUGGC
Molecule: messenger RNA, 612 nt
Organism: Geodia barretti
Lineage: Eukaryota; Metazoa; Porifera; Demospongiae; Tetractinellida; Geodiidae
Source: the annotation of a GenBank genome assembly